ACCUCAAAGCAAACAUUCGCUUCACCACAAAUCCCACUACAGGGCCAGUUCCAUCAGGCUUGUGUCCCAGCAGUGACGUCACCACCUCCAUUCACCCUCCCAGUAACCCGUUGUUCUCUUCUUCUACCCCCACAGCUCUUACCGCCUGGACAAAAUCAACAGUGACAUGCGUAACUACAUCACCAAUUUCGCUGCAGACUUAAGUCAGAGCUACCACUUGCAAGCCGCCAGGGACAUGCACCCGAGCAUCGCCCUGGAUCCCUCCGCCAACUACAACUCCCCCAAGUUUCGCUCCAGGAACCAGAGCUACAUGCGGGCCGUCAGCACCCUGAGUCAGGCCAGCUGUGUGAGCCAAGUGAGCCAGGUGAGUGAAACGGAAAUGAACGGCCAGUUCGAGUCGGUGUGCGAGUCGGUGUUCAGUGAGGUCGAAUCCCAGGCCAUGGAGGCCCUGGACCUGCCCGGCUGCUUCAGAACCCGCAGCCACAGCUACCUGCGAGCCAUCCAGGCCGGUUACUCCCAGGACGACGACUGCAUCCCCCCCAUGGGCUCCACGGUCACCUCCACCAUCAGGGCGACCACAGAUAGAAAUUAUGUGCGGGAAGACUCUUGUUUACCCGACCAGGCCAGUGUACUUGAGGAUUUGGCAGGCGCGGCCCCUUUGGCUCAUGACGAUCUAGGCUGCCCCAUCAGAAGAGACAGGCUUUACCAACAAGAUAACAUGGGCGCUACGGCCAAACCUCUGUCCGGACCGCCAGUUUCUCCGAGCCUCUUCAGAUGCCCCAGAUCUAAUGCCCCAUCACCAAAAGCCAUCAAGGCCAGUAUCAAAGAGUCAGCUACCUUGGCUGCAGCCAUCAGCAUGCAGUGGAAGGAAGAGGUCUCGGCCAUGCGUCGAGAGCUGGCCGAUCUAAGGAGGGACCUCUGUGUGGAGCUCCGUGCUUUCAACAGUAAUUUCAACACUUUCACGCAGCAUUACAACACUUGGUCUCCCCAAGGUGGCAACUUGGCUGCAGGAGCUGGGCGAGGUUUUGGUGGACGUGUCGGGGCAGGAACAGGGACGGCCCCGAGGGCAGGAGCAGGGUUGGGUGAAGGGGUGGGAGGACUUGGAACCUCAACGGCAGAUGGAGGCACUGGAUGCACCGGGGGAGCUAGAGAGAAGAAACCCCAAAUAUCCAAAGUGUCUGUGGGGACCCAGUCCAGAAGCAAGGUCCUGGUCCGGCAAAGCACCGCAGAUGCAGCCGUCAAUUGUCCAGAGGAGAAGGAAGAAAAGAAAGGUGCCCGCCGAAAUCUACCAAAACAGCUCUCUAUGGAUCCAAGCAUUCUUGCCUUUCCGCAGUCUAUGUAUGUCGAAAGUGCCAUACCACUUUCUUUGGGUCCGAUACUUCCAGGGUCCGUUAGGGCCGCAGAACCAGAGACAAUUGAUUUGACUGCUGUGCCCUCUAAAGCUAAGCCAGAAAAGAAACUAGAGCUAACCGAUGAUGCAACCGUGGGUUCAUCUGGUACGGUUGUUAAUGAGCCAGUCGCCACACAUGGUACAGUGCCAGUUACCCCAGAAGCAGCCUUAGAGUGCCCGCCGUAUUCUGUAACACUGGAACAAGAAGUUAUAGUAACUCCACAGCUAAUAAGUACAGGGCCAGCUAAUGAUUCCUAUUCGGAUAUCGAACCAUCUCACCUUGAUUACAUGAGAUCCACAGACUCUGAUCUAAUUGAAAAAGGUAGGAUACAGCUACCGAAUCCAGUUCCCGUAGUUAUUGUGUCUCCACCUGAGGAACAUGAUGAUGAAAUCAUGUCAGAUUCCGAGCCUCUGGAUCCCAUCCCUGUGGAGAAACAUGAUCUAGUCUCUCAAGACCCUGCUGCCGUGUCUUUGCCAUAUUCAGGAUUAGAUGAUACAGAUCCUGCAGACCCAACAGAAUUGGAAUCCAAACCAUCAGACUUAGCAAUAGUGCCCUCACCUGACCCUGUCAGUCAAGGCCCAUUUUCAUUAUCUGAUAUACCCACACUUGAUCUUGUUACUGCUCCAUCAUGUAAUUUAGAGACUGACAUCAUAUGUCCAUCCAUUGUGGUGUCAGAGUACCUUGACAAUGAUUCUCCUACAAGUCUAACUGAAAGUGACACAGAUCCAGAUCCCAUUAUAACCUUCCCAGAUUAUCAUCCUGACUCUCCCUCAGAGCAAAUGGCAUCAGCAACUGCCUUUACUUUUGUAGAAACUCAACCCAACACUGACCCGGAGCCAGAGUGGCCACCCCUUCCUGAACCCCUUGAUACAACCCCUAUAUAUCAUGCUGAUCUAGUUCACUUUGACUUAGUCAUGUUGACUUCCCUAGAUCAAGAUGAUCUUGACUCCGUGUUCAUGGACCCCGAACCAGAUCCGUUUGACCUGAGCGUUGACUAUCCAUCUAUUACAGAGGAUUUCUUCUACCAAUCACAUUGUUCAAGUUCACCCCUACCCACUGUGGACCCUGCCACAGUGUGCCCCUUGGAUCCUUCUCUGUCAACAGAACCUGUCCGUCUGGGUCCAGCUGUAGAGCAUCGCUUAGCUCACACGCUUCAGGAAGUAGCCUCAGAAUUACAAGAGAACCCACAACCAAAGGUCACUGUCACAAUAUCCCCUCCCAGUUCAGUAUCUCCUGAUACAUCAUUGGAAAUGGACUUUGGACCGACAAGCCCAGUCCCGGAUCCCCUUGAACCAGACACAGAUUCAGCACCACCGGAUCUUGAGGACAUACCCUCAGUGGACCUUGCACCCAAAGACCCAGAGAAUAAGAUUGCAGAAACACUGGAGUGUAUAUCUGAAUCCCAGGAGUAUGGGGAACCGUUGGAAAUAAAGGGCGCAGGUAGUCCGGAAACAUCCUCAAGCGAGCAGGCCUUCCUGUGGUGCAGGUGGCAGAAGAGAGGCCAAAAACUAGAAAUGAUGCACAGGAGCGCCAGCGUGGAGCUGUGGAGCGGGAGAUACGAGUACAACAGUGCAGAAAUCUCAUACGUGUCGCUCACUCUGUGAGCUCAUACCUCAUUUUUAGCAGACAAAAUGUAGCUCAAAGUUUAUUUAUAGCUCACGGAUUGUGGCUGUCAGUACGCUGUAGCGCACCGCACGGAUCUAAAUGCCAUGUGGGCAUUGGCAUUCCAAGCAAGGACCUCCUCAUAUAAAAACCGGUAUUAUUCCAUGAGAAAAAAAAGCACCAAUGUCAAGGAUUGCAUCAUGCAGCAAGAAUGCGACGAACCCACGGUGGUGAUAAAUUAACGGAACAGCCCGGCUUUCAGGACAUUUUUGAAAGCACUAUGACUUUUUCUGAAGCUGCUGUCACCAUUGAUGUGAAUCAUCUUCCUGGACGGUUCUGCCUUUUUAAAUCCAUGGAUACGCUAACAAUGAAUGUUCUUGUUUUGUCCAUGUAUUACAUCAAAGACAUUUUACAUCUACUUUAAGAGACUCUGUUGUAAACUACACUGUUGUUUAAUGUAUACAAGGUCCUGAUAAAAAACUCUCUGUUUAUUGUCACUCUCGAAUUGAGUGAAGUAAAUCUUUGCAGUUAUCAUAUAACUAUAAGAACUCUCUGUUUACUAUGUGAGCUGUUGGAUGGACUAUAAAGGGAAAGGGUGUGAUGCUGUGAAAUUUUGCACAAGCCUUGGCUGAGCUGGAAUAUUGUACUGUUAACAGAAAGUAAAAUGUAACUCCAGUUAUUCAAAUGUGACAAACCAGUACAGUUAUGGUAUGUAGCCUCUUUGUACACGCACCAGACAUACAGCCUAUACACAUACACACACACACACACAACCUUUCUGGACAAUAAUUAUGAGGUUAGAUUUAUCUGGAAAAUACACAUUACAUUAAUAACAGGCCUUGUUGCGAGGUGAUUUGUUAAUUGAUAUCAUCUCAAUGCUCAGGAAUCACAGACUAACAGUCUAGUGCUGGGACACAGGUGGAAAGACGCGUUGACUUGAACUCCUUCGUGAGAAUAGGUGCACAACAUGUGGGUACUUUUAACACGUGUGACACUGAAUGAUGAAAAUGAUGUUGUAAUGGCGCAUGAGAGACGGCCUCAAUAUUUUGUGCAUUUCGUUUACAGUGCAUCAUUGUAAUUAUUUGGUUUCUGUUCAUUGUUUCGUUUUCGACAGUCAGUCAGUGCGACGAAAGGAGCCGACAUGCUCCAGAAUACUCAGACUUCUGCUACCAGCAAUGAACAACUCAAAAGCCAGGAAAAUCACAAGAUGUAUCUGCGCUAUCUGUCCGAUUAAAUGGGCUCUAUAUAGAAUCGCCCACUGAAGUCUGUGCUCUAAUAAAAGUGUGCUGGAACAAAAAGAAUCUUUCAGCUGAACAUCAGUGAGCCGCCAGAAAAGGAUUUUCCUGUGUGCCGUCUCCCGAAAUUGAAUAUGUGCAGAACACUUGGAAGUUUGAUGAAUUGACUGAAUCUGAAAGGUUUUCAAAGGGGUUGGAAGUUAAUUAGGUUGCAUUGUUGUAUUACUUUUGUUCAUUGGCACCAAAUGCACCACUUGCGUCCAUUUUUAACUUUUCAUUUGCAACCUAAUUUCUUUUCCAAAACUACCACAUAACUGAUCCUCUACUGCAGUGGACUUCUGUUUAUUCAUUAGAUAUAAUCCAGAUAUUGGAAAUACUGCUUCAGGACAGUCACACAAUAAUAUAUAUGCUUAAAAAUCCUUUUGGCGCAGAUG
Pungitius pungitius (ninespine stickleback) is the source of this 4662-nucleotide messenger RNA. RefSeq names its product discs, large (Drosophila) homolog-associated protein 2a (gene dlgap2a). NCBI's taxonomy places the organism in Eukaryota, Metazoa, Chordata, Actinopteri, Perciformes, Gasterosteidae. The transcript has 4 exons. Bases 167 to 2995 code for a protein of 942 amino acids. Gene Ontology annotation, molecular function: molecular adaptor activity. Gene Ontology annotation, biological process: signaling. The record is from RefSeq and is a predicted model, not a curated record. Gene Ontology annotation, cellular component: postsynaptic specialization; glutamatergic synapse.